Desarmillaria tabescens is the source of this 1240-nucleotide messenger RNA. Its product is annotated as P-loop containing nucleoside triphosphate hydrolase protein. Gene Ontology annotation, biological process: DNA repair; DNA-templated DNA replication. The transcript has 7 exons. Lineage: Eukaryota; Fungi; Basidiomycota; Agaricomycetes; Agaricales; Physalacriaceae. Gene Ontology annotation, cellular component: DNA replication factor C complex; Rad17 RFC-like complex; Ctf18 RFC-like complex. Gene Ontology annotation, molecular function: ATP hydrolysis activity; DNA binding; DNA clamp loader activity. The coding region runs from base 52 to 1122 and encodes 356 amino acids. The record is from RefSeq and is a predicted model, not a curated record.
GCUUUCGCGUCGACGCGUUCACUUUCCACACAACCACUCAUCGUCAUUGCAAUGGCUCUUUACGACGAGGAUACCGAAAUGAUGGAUGUUGAUGCCAUACCUACGUCUGCCAAGGGCAAGGGAAAGGCUGUUGACAGCGACGCCCGGCCCUAUGACGAUGAAAACCUACCAUGGGUCGAAAAGUACCGUCCGGUCACUUUGGAUGAUGUUGUAUCACACAAAGACAUAACCAGCACUAUCGAAAAAUUCAUCGAAAAGAACCGCCUACCUCAUCUUUUGUUCUAUGGACCCCCUGGCACUGGCAAGACCUCCACUAUACUAGCAGUCGCGCGUCGUAUAUACGGGUCGGAAUAUCGAAAACAAAUCCUGGAGCUCAACGCGUCAGAUGAACGUGGUAUCGACGUCGUUCGCGAGCAGAUCAAACAGUUCGCGGAGACGCGUACUCUGUUCUCUAAAGGCUACAAACUCAUCAUCCUCGACGAGGCGGACAUGAUGACCCAAGCAGCCCAAGCAGCUCUUCGUCGAGUAAUUGAACAGUACACCAAGAACGUUCGUUUCUGCAUCAUUUGCAACUACGUCAACAAGAUUGCGCCAGCUAUACAGAGUCGUUGUACUCGUUUUCGAUUUUCACCUCUUCCUAUAGAUCAGGUGGAGAAGAGAUUGGUAACAGUUGUGGAGGCCGAGAAAGUCCACCUUACAGAUGACGGCAAGAAGGCUCUGCUAAAGCUUUCGAGGGGUGACAUGCGUCGUGCACUCAAUGUUUUACAGGCGUGUCAUGCUGCCUAUGACAUUAUCGGGGAAACCGAAAUCUACAACUGUACUGGGAGCCCACACCCUGCUGAUGUGGAAACCAUCGUUAAAUCUAUGCUGUCUGAUGAGUUCACAACUUCUCACCAAAUGAUUUCUGCAAUGAAAACCGAGCGAGGACUGGCGUUGCAGGACCUUAUUACGGGAGCUUACGAGUUCAUCGAGCACAUUGAACUGAAGCCGGCUGCUCGCAUCUAUCUCCUUGAUCAUCUCGCAACAACAGAACAUCGUUUGUCCACUGGUGGUAGCGAAAAGAUACAGCUGACGGCGCUUCUCAGUGCUUUCAAGAAUGCAGUAGAGCUGUCGGCCAAGUAACAGCGUACUCAUUAUCCCUCUAAAUACUUUUAUCAUGCAAUAAAGAUACAGCUAGUGCUAGGACAGUAUAUUCUUUCCGCGAUUUACAUAGCUGGCAAAACUUGGUCUGGCAUCCAUU